AUGAAAGUUCGAAAGCCCGAGCCAGCUGAAAUCGAGUACAAAGGAAUGAAAUUCUUAAUCACCUACAGGCCCUCGGAUGCCACGAUGGAUAAAUUUGUUGAAGAGUUGAAGAAGCACGGUGUCAAGGAUGUUGUGAGGGUUUGCGAGCCUUCCUAUGCCACUGAUAAGUUAAUGAAGGAGGGAAUUACAGUUGUCGACAUGCCUUUUGAUGACGGUACCUCCCCUCCUGACCCAGUCAUCAAAGAGUGGUUUAGGCUCUUGAAGGAACGCUUUCAUGACAACCAAUGCACCUGCAUCGCUGUACACUGCAUCGCUGGGCUAGGAAGGGCGCCAGUACUUGUAGCUUUGGCCUUGAUUGAGCUUGGGAUGAAGUAUGAAGAUGCCGUUGCAUUGAUAAGAGAGUAUUAUCGUCGGGCAGUUAAUAAUCGCCUACUCUCUUUCAAUAGCUCAUAA
Helobdella robusta is the source of this 453-nucleotide messenger RNA. RefSeq lists its product as hypothetical. Lineage: Eukaryota; Metazoa; Annelida; Clitellata; Rhynchobdellida; Glossiphoniidae. Bases 1 to 453 code for a protein of 150 amino acids. Gene Ontology annotation, biological process: protein dephosphorylation. Gene Ontology annotation, cellular component: nucleus. Gene Ontology annotation, molecular function: phosphatase activity. The record is from RefSeq and is a predicted model, not a curated record. The transcript has 6 exons.